AUGCCUGCCUCUAUGCUUCUUAACGGCGCCCAGAGGCGUCCAGAUCUGCAUCUAGUUAGCGACGAGGACUCGGUCUACGAGCAAGAUAUCUUACGGAACCCAGGAAGCACGAAGCCAUGGCUGGCAUACAUAGAGUUCAAGACUCAGCAUGGAACAUUACAUGAGCGCGCAUUCGUGCUUGAAAGAGCCUGUCUCCAGCUCCCGCGAUCCUACAAGCUUUGGAAAAUGUAUCUGACCUUCCGCGUCAAGCACGUCUCGAAGCUUAAUGCCGCGAUCUUCGCCGCCGAGCACCGAAAAGUCAACGCGCUUUUUGAGCGUGCUUUGAUUCUCCUCAACAAGAUGCCGCGCAUCUGGGAGCUGUACCUCAAGUUCUUGCUCCAGCAGCCCCUUGUCACUACCACACGACGAACUUUCGAUAGAGCUCUGCGCGCUCUCCCCUUGACCCAGCAUAAUAGAAUAUGGGCUCUCUACAAACCGUUUGCGAACUCUGCUGCGGGAAUCAGUGCCGUCAAGGUGUGGCGCCGCUACAUGCAGAUUCAUCCAGAGGACGCCGAGGAUUUCAUCGAAUUGCUGACUCAGGUCGGCUUGUAUACCGAAGCCGUCAAAAAGUAUAUGGACGUCCUGAACAACACGCGAUUCAUCAGCAAGCACGGCAAGGGGCACUAUGAGCUGUGGAGUGAGAUGGUUGAUACGAUCGUCGAGCACGCGGCUGAAGUUGAGACCGGGCACGAGACAGGUAUCGACGUCGACAGAAUCAUCAGGAGUGGCAUUGUACGAUUUGCCGAUCAGCGAGGGAAGCUCUGGUGUGGGCUAGCUACAUACUGGAUCAGGCGAGGCAGCUUUGAACGCGCCAGAGAUGUCUUCGAGGAGGCAAUUACCACCGUCAUGACAGUCAGGGACUUCACCCUAGUCUUUGACUCGUACACCGAGUUUGAAGAGUCCAUAAUCGGAGCUCUCAUGGAAGUCGCCUCGGAUCGCGCAGACAAGGGUGUGGUAGACGAAGAAGCAGACUUCGAGCUCGAUAUUCGCAUGAUGCGCUUCGAGCAGCUCAUGGACAGAAGACCAUUCCUCCUCAAUGACGUUGUUCUGCGACAAAACCCCAAUAACGUUGCCGAGUGGGAGAAACGGGUGGCACUUUGGGGCGACAAUAAGCUCGAGGUUGUGCAAACGUAUACUGCUGCUAUCGCAACCAUACAGCCAAAGAAGGCUGUCGGUGCCUUUCAUCAGCUCUGGGCCAACUACGCGAAGUUCUACGAGCGAGGCGGCGACAUUCGCAACGCGCGCAUCAUCAUGGAAAAGGCCGUCAAAGUCCCCUUCAAGUCUGUGGCGGAGCUGGCCGAUAUGUGGAUUGAAUGGGCCGAAAUGGAGCUGCGGAACGAGAACUUCGACGACGCCGUGCGGAUCAUGGCGAAGGCCGUUCAGGCACCGAAAAGAUCGACUGUCGACUAUUUUGACGAGACGUUGUCGCCUCAGCAGCGCGUACACAAAAGCUGGAAGCUGUGGAGUUUCUACGUGGAUCUGGUGGAAAGCGUGAGUUCUCUGGAAGACACUCGAAAGGUAUACGAGCGCAUAUUUGAGCUGCGAAUUGCGACGCCGCAAACAGUGGUCAACUAUGCGAAUCUGCUGGAGGAACACCAGUACUACGAAGAGUCGUUCAAAAUUUACGAACGCGGUCUGGAUCUGUUCAGCUACCCCGUGGCUUUCGAGCUCUGGAACCUGUACCUGACCAAGGCCGUUGACCGCAAGAUUGGUAUCGAGCGACUACGCGACCUCUUUGAGCAGGCGAUCGAGGACUGUCCGCCUAAGUUUGCCAAGGUGAUAUACCUCAUGUACGGCAACCUGGAGGAGGAGCGAGGCCUUGCAAGGCAUGCCAUGCGGAUCUACGAACGGGCGACGAGGGCAGUGGCCGACGAGGACCGGGCAGACAUGUUCAAUUUUUACAUUACGAAAUCGGCAUCGAACUUUGGUCUGCCGUCAACGAGACCGAUUUACGAAAAGGCCAUUUCCACCCUUCCUGACAACGAGGCACGGGAUAUGUGCCUAAAGUUUGCCGACAUGGAGAAGCGGCUUGGCGAAAUCGAUCGGGCGCGGGCUAUCUACGGUCACGCGUCUCAGUUCUGCGACCCACGAACCAGCCCCGACUUUUGGGCCAAGUGGGAAGCGUUCGAAGUGCAGCACGGCAAUGAGGACACAUUCAAGGAGAUGCUCCGCAUCAAGCGGAGCGUGCAGGCGCAGUACAAUACGGACGUCAACUUUAUUGCUUCUCAAGCGCUUGCGCGUAGCCAGCGGCGGCCAGAGGAUUUGGCGGACCCGAAGGUGGCCGAUGCCAUGGAGGCUCUCGACCGGCAGGCGAGAGCACCCGCCGGAUUUGUGGCAGCAAGUGAUGCUGCCAAAACAAACACCACUGAAUCACAAGCUGUGGCAGCUAAUCCGGAUGCCAUCGACAUCGACGACCUUGACGAAUAA
Molecule: messenger RNA, 2466 nt
Organism: Colletotrichum karsti
Lineage: Eukaryota; Fungi; Ascomycota; Sordariomycetes; Glomerellales; Glomerellaceae
Product: putative pre-mRNA-splicing factor SYF1
Exons: 3
Coding region: 1-2466 (821 amino acids)
Biological process (GO): generation of catalytic spliceosome for first transesterification step; mRNA splicing, via spliceosome
Cellular component (GO): post-mRNA release spliceosomal complex; U2-type catalytic step 2 spliceosome; Prp19 complex
Molecular function (GO): protein binding
Source: RefSeq, a predicted model, not a curated record